Molecule: messenger RNA, 1653 nt
Organism: Nomascus leucogenys (northern white-cheeked gibbon)
Lineage: Eukaryota; Metazoa; Chordata; Mammalia; Primates; Hylobatidae
Product: spermine synthase-like
Biological process (GO): spermine biosynthetic process
Molecular function (GO): spermine synthase activity
Source: RefSeq, a predicted model, not a curated record
AUGACACAACAGGCCAUCUUCUUUGCCAAGGACCAUCUGGCUGGUGGCAUUGCUGCUGCCAUCGCCAAGAUAGUUGUGGCCCUGAUUGAGCAGAUACCAAGGAACUCUCCUCAGUGUGGGGAGAGUGAGGUCUCUGUUGAAAAUUUGCGACUUCCACACAAUUCUUCCCCACCUUCCUUCGGAAUGUGCAAUUGUUCCCUGUCCUGUGCUGUCUUAAGCACAAUCUCAGUCACCCAGACCUUCAGUGAGAGGCUGGCAGGAGAAACUGGGGGCAUCAGGAACACAGCAGUACAGGGAGGUGUGGCCUCCUAUCACUGUCCUGUAGACCGUGGCCAGCGUGGCGACAUCAGUAUCCUACUGAAGGGACACGGACAGGGCUGUAAGCUGCAGAGGGGCAAGGGGGACACCCUGACACGUCGCACGGCCCCCCCAGUCUCCCACGGCCGCUCCCCCAGGCAUAGCACAGGGCCUCACCUCACUACGGCAGCAGCGCGGCACAGCACGCUCGACUUCAUGCUCAGCGCCAAAACUGAUGGUGAGACCAUUCAAAAAGGCCUGCAGUCCAUUUUCCAGGAGCAGGGGAUGGUGGAGUCGGUGCACACCUGGCAGGACCAUGGCUAUUUAGCAACCUACACAAAGAAGAACGGCAGCUUUGCCAAUUUGAGAAUUUACCCACAUGGAUUGGUGUUGCUGGACCUUCAGAGUUAUGAUGGUGAUGCACAAGACAAAGAAGAGAUCGACAGUAUUUUGAACAAAGUAGAAGAAAGAAUGAAAGAAUUGAGUCAGGACAGUACUGGGCGGGUGAAAUGAUUACCACCCAUAGUGCAAGGAGGAGCCAUUGACAGAUAUUGGCCCACCACUGAUGGGCGCCUGGUUGAAUAUGACAUAGAUGAAGUGGUAUAUGACGAAGAUUCACCUUAUCAAAAUAUAAAAAUUCUACACUUGAAGCAGUUUGGAAAUAUUCUCAUCCUUAGUGGGGAUGUUAAUUUGGCAGACAGUGAUUUGGCAUAUACCCGGGCCAUCAUGGGCAGUGGCAAAGAAGAUUACAUUGGCAAAGAUGUACUCAUUCUGGGAGGUGGAAAUGGAGGCAUAUUGUGUGAAAUAGUCAAACUAAAACCAAAGACGGUCACUAUGGUAGAGAUUGACCAAAUGGUGAUUGAUGGGUGUAAGAAAUACAUGGGAAAAACGUGUGGCAAUGUCUUAGACAAUCUUAAAGGAGACUGCUAUCAGGUUCUGAUAGAAGACUGUAUUCUGGAACUGAAGAGGUAUGCCAAAGAAGGGAGAGAAUUUGAUUAUGUGAUUAACGAUUUGACAGCUGUUCCAAUCUCCACGUCUCCAGAAGAAGAUUCCACAUGGGAGUUUCUCAGACUGAUUCUUGACCUCUCAAUGAAAGUGUUGAAACAGGAUGGGAAAUAUUUUACAGGGAACUGUGUCAAUCUGACAGAAGCGCUGUCGCUCUAUGAAGAACAGCUGGGGUGCCUGUACUGUCUUGUGGAAUUUUCAAAGGAGAUCCUCUGUGUCCCUUCAUACUUGGAAUUGUGGGUAUUUUACACUGUUUGGAAGAAAGCUAAACCCUGAAGAUCAAUAGCCCCUAAUCACAUGUGCUGCAAAUAGCCUUCCUGACCUCCAUAUGCUGUAGAUGACAUCGAAAUG